Arvicola amphibius (Eurasian water vole) is the source of this 7038-nucleotide messenger RNA. It is a transcript of the gene Rest, whose product is annotated as RE1 silencing transcription factor. Gene Ontology annotation, cellular component: nucleus. The coding region runs from base 305 to 3640 and encodes 1111 amino acids. Gene Ontology annotation, biological process: regulation of gene expression. The record is from RefSeq and is a predicted model, not a curated record. NCBI's taxonomy places the organism in Eukaryota, Metazoa, Chordata, Mammalia, Rodentia, Cricetidae. The transcript has 4 exons.
CAGCGUCCUGUGCUGGAAUGUGCGGCUCCCGCGAGCUCGCGGCGCAACAGCAGACCGGGCGCCGCCGAGGCCGCGGGCCCCAGACCGGGGCAGCGGGGAGCUCUGGGACGGCAGGACGAGGGCCGGCGGUCUGAUCCCGCUCCGCGAUCGCCCCGCGGAUCUCGCGGGCCUCGGCGCUCAACUUUUCCCCGCUCUCCCUCCCCCUCCCCCGAAAGUCCAGCAACAAAGAAAAGGAGUUGGGAGCGACGGCGGCGGCGACGCGGGGGCGGCGGUCCGUGAGCGCGCAGGCGAGCGGUGUGCAGUUAUGGCCACCCAGGUGAUGGGGCAGUCUUCUGGAGGAGGAAGUCUGUUCAGCAGCAGCGGCACCAUGGGCAUGGCCUUACCUACCGAUAUGUAUGACUUGCAUGACCUCUCCAAAGCGGAACUGGCUGCACCCCAGCUCAUCAUGUUGGCCAAUGUGGCCCUGACUGGGGAGGUCACUGGCGGCUGCUGUGAUUACCUGGUGGGUGAAGAAAGACAGAUGGCAGAAUUGAUGCCUGUGGGGGACAACCACUUCUCAGACAGCGAAGGGGAAGGACUUGAAGAAGCUGCCGAACUGAAAGGUGACCCCAGUGGGCUGGUAAGCGUGGGACUGAGAAGCUUGGAGCUCAGUGCGGUGGAGCCACAGCCGGUACUUGAAGCAUCAGCUGCCCCAGAAAUGUACAACUCAAGGAAAGACCUCCCUCCCGAAACGCUUGGGACGGAGGACAAAGGCAAGAACACGAAGGCCAAGCCCUUUCGCUGCAAGCCCUGCCAGUAUGAAGCCGACUCCGAAGAGCAGUUUGUACAUCACAUCCGGGUUCACAGUGCGAAAAAGUUCUUUGUGGAAGAAAGUGCCGAGAAACAGGCCAAAGCCAGGGAAUCUGGCUCUUCCACGGCCGAGGAGGGGGAUUUCUCCAAGGGCCCCAUCCGCUGUGACCGCUGUGGCUACAAUACCAACCGGUAUGAUCACUACACGGCUCACCUAAAACACCAUACCAGAGCUGGGGAUAAUGAGCGUGUCUACAAGUGUAUUAUUUGCACGUACACAACAGUAAGCGAGUAUCACUGGAGGAAACACUUGAGAAACCAUUUUCCGAGAAAAGUCUACACGUGUAACAAAUGCAACUAUUUUUCAGACAGAAAAAAUAAUUAUGUACAACAUGUUCGGACUCACACAGGAGAACGCCCUUAUAAAUGUGAACUUUGUCCUUACUCGAGUUCUCAGAAGACACAUCUAACUCGACACAUGCGUACUCAUUCAGGUGAGAAGCCAUUUAAAUGUGAUCAGUGCAGUUAUGUGGCUUCAAAUCAGCAUGAAGUGACCCGACAUGCAAGACAGGUUCACAAUGGGCCGAAACCUCUUAACUGUCCCCACUGUGACUAUAAAACGGCAGACAGAAGUAACUUCAAAAAGCAUGUGGAGCUGCAUGUCAACCCACGGCAGUUCAACUGCCCCGUGUGUGAUUAUGCAGCUUCCAAGAAGUGUAAUCUACAGUAUCAUUUCAAAUCUAAGCACCCUACCUGUCCUAAUAAAACCAUGGAUGUCUCAAGAGUGAAACUGAAGAAAACCAAAAAGAAGGAGGCUGACUUGCACAGUAACAACACCACCAGUGAAAAAACAGAGACAGAGCAAACAAAGACAAAGGGGGAUAUGUCUGGAAAGAAAAACGAGAAACCUGUAAAAGUAGAGAAAAAAGAGAAGAAGUCUUGUGGCAGUGUUGCAGUGGUCCAGGUAACUACCAGAACUCGGAAAUCCGCCGCAGAGACGAAAGCUGCAGAGAUGAAACGCGUAGAUGUACGUGCAGGAAACAGUUCAGACACAUCCAGUAACACCAAGAAAAACAAAAGAAAGACGGAGGCUGAAGCCCGCUCCUCAGAUGAUCCUGUGAAUGAGGAGCCAGUGCCGAGAAAGAAACAGAAGACAGAGAGCAAAUCCAAAAACAGACCCGAAGUGCCAAAGGGGGACAGCAGAGUGGAGGAGGGCAAGGGGGACAAUAAAAAGCACAAUAUUCCUAUCAAGAAAGGUUCAAAGAAGAAAACUGUAAAAAGUAAACCAAGUAAGAAAGGCAGCAGACCUGCUCAGGAGACUCAGAAGGAGACAGCUCAGACAGAGCCUCCCUCCGUAGAGCUGACUGGUGAGGAGGUCUCUCCAGUUCCUGCGCUCGCUCAGGUUGUAGUCACUGUGACAGGGUCCACUCAGACAGGGCUUCCUUCUCUAAUGGAGAUAGCUCAAACAGGGCCUGUUCAGAUGGAGGUUUCCCAGACAGGGGUUCCUCAGGUGGAGCUGCCCCCUCCAGUGGCGCCUACUCAGAGUGAGCUGCCAUCUCCCAUGGAGACUGCCCAGAGCGAGCUGCCAACUCCCGUGGAGCCUGCUCAGUGUGAGCUGCCAACUCCCGUGGAGCCUGCUCAGAGUGAGCUACCAUCUCCCAUGGAGCCUGUUCAGAGUGAGCUGCCAUCUCCCGUGGAGCCUGCUCAGAGCGAGCUGCUAUCUCCCAUGGAGACUACUCAGAGCGAGCUGCCCCCUCCAGUGGAGCCUGCUCAGAGUGAGCUGCCAUCUCCCAUGGAGCCUGUUCAGAGUGAGCUGCCAUCUCCCAUGGAGCAGUCAUCUUUGAUGGAGCCACCUCAGGUGGGACAUUGUCAGAAAGAGUUGCCUUCUCUUUUGGACUAUGCUCAAAUGGAGGUUGCACAGACAGGGCCUACUCACAUGGGAUCUGUUCAGGAGGAGCUUCCCGCUGUCUUGGAACCACCUCUUCAAGUCAAGCCCAUUACUAAAAGGUCAUCUCCCCGAAAAGAUAAGACGAAGGAGAAGUUGAGCAUACGGCGUGAGAUGCUGCGGCAGGAACAAGUCCUUAUUGAAGUUGGCUUAGUGCCUGUUAGAGAGAGCCAGCUUCUAAACGAAAGCAAGAGUGCUCAGGGUCGUCCAGGACCCUCUUUACCACUGCCAAAGGGAAACUCAAGAAGAGAAGAGACACCCAAGGACCAAAACAUCUCUGAGGAGGAAGGAAUAGCACCUCUCAAAGUAGGGACUGAGGAAGCCUGCAAGAGCCAAACUGACCUUGUUGCUCCAAAGGAAUCUACCAGUGUGUUAUCCUCUGAGCAAAAUUCAGAUGUGCCAGAUGGUGAAACGCUGCAUGCUAAGUGCCAGACAGGUUCAGCUGGGGCUCGUGAAAUUGAAGUGGACGCUGAGCAGAACACAGCAGACAAUGUCCCUGUGAAGGACUCAGCAGUCGAGCCAGGGUCACCAGUGCCUCGUCUCCCAUCAGCAGAACGUGAAGUGGCAUCACCAGCUGUAGUGGCCUCACCUCCCAUCACUUUGGCUGAAAACGAGUCUCAGGAAAUUGAUGAGGAUGAAGGCAUCCACAGCCAUGACGGAAGCGACCUGAGUGACAACAUGUCAGAAGGCAGCGACGACUCCGGGCUGCACGGAGCUCGGCCAGGGCCACAGGAAGCUGCUUCAAAAAAUGGAGAGGAAGGGUUGGCAGUUACUUUAACUGAGGGAGAUUUUGUUUGUAUUUUCUGUGAUCGUUCUUUUAGAAAGGAAAAAGAUUACAGCAAACACCUCAAUCGCCAUUUGGUUAAUGUGUACUUCCUUAAGAAGGCAGCUGAGGGGCAGGAGUAGACCCGAAGUGCGGUUCCUGGUGUGAGCACGUCUCUGCUUCUAGUUUGUUAAGGCAGGAGGCAAAUGCAAGCUUGCUUUACAUAGUGCCCAGUGCUGAUUUUGAAGUGACAUUCUUUUUCUUAGGAUUGUGUCUUAUCUAUUGACUGUUGGAUAAAUCUUAGCAAAGCCUAGGAGGUUAAUGUAAGGAAACAGACACUUAAAUCUGUUAGCGUGUGCAGUCGAGUGGAAAGAGGAAGGCAAGAUAUUAGAACAUGCUUUCUUGCCUUGUUCACCUGCAGCCUGUCAGUUUUUUCUGUCUUUUUCACUUUAGUUUCUAUUUUUUAGUUCCUUGUUCAGAUUGAUAAAAAUUGGCGUAGCAAAUUACUUGAAGAAUUUGCCUGCUUUAUAUAAAUAAAGUUAGCACUUUAAAGUUUCUUUAGAUCAGAAAAGACAUUUAAAUUGAAGAAAAAUUCUUUGAACAGUGGCCAUUGUAUCUGUCCAGGUAACUGCUUCCUGACUGAACGGUCAAUAUGUUGUUUGUAUGUUAAUCAUUAUAAAAAGUGAUUUUGGUGUUUUUUAUUUUGGUGCUUUACUGGCUUAAUAUGUUGCACAUGGUUUUUGUUUUUUAACCUAUGCAGUUAAUUCCUCCCCUCUAGAAAUAGCAUUGUGUUUAAUAGUAACACUUUAUCCAUAUAUGCAUGUUUUUUUCUUUUGGGGGUGUGCUUUUAGGCUUGUUUGCAAAGGGCUGUUUUCCUUUUCUUUGCAAUUGUCUUUUUUGCAGAACUAUAGUGUGCGAGGUUAUAAGCAAUGGAACAUGCAGGUUCAAUCCAUUGUUUUUUUUAUUAUUUUAAUUUUAAUUGCUUAUCUAUGCCAGAAUCAGUUUCAUAUAAGUUAUUUUGAAUGGUGAGCAUAUGUGUAAUUCACAGCUCUCUGGUCUGACUUCCAGUAAGCCACGAGAUCCCAUAUUGACAAAAUUUAAUCUCAUAUCAGCCAUUAGAGUUUUUUUUUUUCUUUUGCUGAUUCUAGCUUAUCUCUUAGAGAGUGAUAAAUCGUUCUUUGAAGAGUUUAUUUUUUCAAUAGAUAUUUGACGUUGGGAUGGACGCUCAGCUGAGUAAAGAACUCCAAGUGAUUGGUGGAAACAGCAAACCUGGACCAGACAUAGCGUUCAAACUAUAGAAUAUCACUUGUGAGAAAGCCAUCAUGGCCACAUGGCUAACUAGAAUGGAGUACUAAGAUCUGGCCAACAGCUGCAUCUUCCAGUGAGUACCUGAACUGGGCUGAUGUUCAUACUUUCUCAGGGAUCUCCACAAACUAGUGGGUGUCCUCACUGCCCCUGUGAGACAGCCUCUGUACAGGAGAGGCCUCCAGCGAACUGUAGCCAUCCCGGUGUCCUCUGCGACACUGCUGAGAGGCUGCGCGCUCCAGCUCCAGAACUGGCUCUCUGUGCUCUUUGUCAGUGCCAGAAUGUGAAAUACUCCAACUUGGGAUAUUUUUUUUACUGGUAGUAGCAACAAAGUAAGAUCCCAAGCGGGACUUGUGACAUUUUGGUGGUCAUGUUCUGUUUGGAAAUAACCUCUCUGUAUUGCAUUUAUUUUCUUUUACCUGGCGAUCUCUGAGCAGGCUUCAGAUUUUGACAGUUCAUGAAAGAUGAUAAGCAUUAAUGUAUGUGUGAAAAGCUUAGGGAAAUUCUGAGUGAAGUUUUAGUUAAAGUUGGUUGAACUUGGGAUAGACUGGGAGGCCAAAGAUUUAAAAAACAGAAGAUUCUCUGAAAACACAAGUUGUGUGAUAACAGUGUGUGCUUUGUGUGUGUGAAUGAGGAUUUGUAAGUGUUGAAUUCUAGGCUCCGACAAUCAUUGUCAGUGCAGAUCAGACUGCAAGUAUUUAUGUUUUAAAACUUAAAUUAUAAAGCUAGUUAAGUCUUUCUAACAACUAGUUUUAAUGUUCAUGAGCAUGUUUUACCUAUGUUACCUAUUCAAGAUGUUGGUAAAGAUGCAUCGCAAGCACAGGUGGGAGGCUGGGAGCUAGCUGGUUUUGAGGAAGAGGCCUUUGUGGAGUCUUUCCUAUAGCAAAGGAAGGAAAACAGUGCCUUCUGGGACUGAACUAAGUUUUAAUUUGAGAUUGGAAGUCAAAAACAAAAAUAUAAAGGAAAUUGAAACCUCAUUAAAUUUAUCUUUGAAGCAUUGAAAUGAAAUUGAGGGGGACUUUUGAGGCCUUGUUCCAGAAAACAAGGACUUGGUUGUCAGGCCUAUAUUAGGCCUAAACCUUGGUGCCAUUGUUUGUACCUAAAUUGUUUCAAUGGAAAGUACAGUUUAGAGUUCUUCCAUUUGAAAACUGAUUUUUGCAUGGGAUUGUUUGAUCUUGUUUUCUAGUCUCUCUUCCCGUUACCAACUUCAUAGUCUGAAGGUAGAUUUUUCUCUUGAUAAAGGAACAAAAAAAGUGAACAUCUUAUUUGUAAAUUGAUAUCUAGUAACUAGUGAUAAACUUGAAAUGGUAGAAUUCUUUAAAGCCUAAUUUUUGGUAGCCUUAGAAAAAUGUAUCUUAAUUAUUUUUGAACCUGUAUUCACCUUGUUUUUUCAUAUAUCUUAAGUUAUAUUUUCUUUUCAGAGCUGCUUAUUUGGGGCUACUUUUUUUUGAAAUUGAGGCGUAAUUCAUAAAAGAGGGUACAUCGUUUUGAUGAUAUUUUUACAACGUUGUCUGGAUGUCUUUAGUCUUCCAAGAAGGGCCAUUUUACUUUUAGAGUUACAUUUAAAGUCUUGAGGUAACACUUGGACCACUUUGCAUGUAAGCGCUAAUGCAAAUUAAAACCUGAGUUGACCUCAAGCCGUUCACUCUAUGAAGGCUGACAGCGAGAGGAACACAGCCUGUCGGUAAACUGUUUCUUGUGGGCUGAAGAUUUUUUUUUUUUUCAAAAAAUCAAGGUAUAUUCUAGGGUUUCCUGGUUGACCUCAAUAGAUAAACUUCAGAAAUGCUCUGAAUGUGUUAGGUUUACAGUCUACGUACAUGGCUGGCUAAGUGAGAUGGCUUUUACAGUUCUGCAUGUAUCCCUUAGGCUCCCCAUUAGUUACUGAACCUCUAAAACUGGUAUUGUAACAUUACAACAAUGUUUUGCGCCAAUUUUAUAAACCUUUACAGUGCAAUAUGUGUUACUUUUCUGAGGCAAACCAAAGGUGUAUUUCUCAAGGUUCUGCUGCCGUCAGCAGCGUUUGAUGGAGGAUCUUUUAUACAUUUGUAAUAGAUAGAAAUAAACCAGAUUGCAGUUUUCAUUUCCUUUUUUUUUUUUUUUUUUUUAAAUUGUAAACCAUGUACCAAGUUUCUGGUCAAGAUUGUGUAGGAUAAGUUAAACAUAAUUGCAUUCUGUUAACCAAUAUGAGUGUAUUUCUUAUGCAAAUAGUUACAUUGAAAUAAAGUUCUAAAAAACA